Molecule: messenger RNA, 765 nt
Organism: Erigeron canadensis
Lineage: Eukaryota; Viridiplantae; Streptophyta; Magnoliopsida; Asterales; Asteraceae
Exons: 1
Coding region: 120-620 (166 amino acids)
Biological process (GO): regulation of DNA-templated transcription
Source: RefSeq, a predicted model, not a curated record
CAUAAUUGAGUUGAUUUAUAUGAAAAACAAAGCUCAAAAGUCUAUCCAUUCCUAUAAUUUAAAGAAUCCAAAACUACUGUUUGAGGCCAGGUCAAGUUUUUUUUUCCUUCAUACAAAUCAUGGGUGGUGAUCAAGAUUUCCAACAAUCACUUGGUGAGUUAUUAGAAAUCAAAGGCAAGUACAUCAACAACAAUUCAGCAAGAAAUCUUUUAUGGAAGAAAGUGAUGGAGGCUCAAGCCAAGAGAACAUGGUUAGGGAGUUGGAAACAAAAGAUGAAUAGCAACAUCCUCCAAGGCAUUAAUACAACAUCAAAAGGAGGCCAAAAACAUCAUUCGUCAAACUCAGCCAUAAUGAAGCCUAAAAGAAUUCCUACAAGGAAUAAUACUUUAAAGUUGAUGAAGAGGAGACGUGUUCGGCGAGCUGGCCAAGAAGGCUAUAGACGAUCUACCACGACUGUGAUAGAAAAGAAGGUUCGAACGUUGAAGAAAUUGAUCCCAAACGGCGAAGCAUCGGUUGGGUUGGAUGGGCUGUUUAGAGAGACUGCUGAAUAUAUAUCAAAUUUACAAAUAAGAGUAGGACUCAUGCAAGCUGUUGUAGAUGCAUUGUCAAAUUCUGAGUGAGUCUUAAUAGUGUUUAUAUCUCAUAUAUUGAUUUACAAAAUCAUUAUUAAGAUGAUGCAUGAAAAUAUAUGAUCAUAUGAUUUUAUGUAUGUAGUUAAUUAAAGAUUCAUCCUUUACUUCCACGAUAUUAAAUUUAUUGGUUUAA